Molecule: messenger RNA, 2828 nt
Organism: Doryrhamphus excisus (bluestripe pipefish)
Lineage: Eukaryota; Metazoa; Chordata; Actinopteri; Syngnathiformes; Syngnathidae
Source: RefSeq, a predicted model, not a curated record
CACAUGCGCAGAAGCGAUCGUAUUUCCGGUACUGUUCGAGUGGUGUCAGCGUACUACUACGCUCGCGUGCGUUUUUGAUCAUCUGACGUUUUACUGUUGGCUAAGAAGACAAUAAAAAUAAAACCAGGAAAAAAAAAGAGCAACAAAGACGCGCUUUUAUUUGGUCGUCUCGUAUCCGUAACCGAACGCUGCAGCUGCCUGUCGGACGUCCUCCCAUCUCAGCAGUUCCGGGGCCCGGUUGAGAUACUUCCUCCUAGAUCCAACACUGGGGCAGUCAACCCAAACUAGGACGCAGGGUUGUCCCUCCGGUGGGCUUCACGCCGUCAGCCGCUAGCUAGUUGGCUGUUAGGUAGGCGUUAGCAUGGCCGGAGGAAACCACAACCAGGUGGCCGGAGACAAGACGAAGACACAGGGCCACAGUGGAAGUAAGAUAAACCACAGGUUGAAGUACAUUAGUCUGGCUGUGCUGGUGGUCCAGAAUGCAUCGCUCAUCCUCAGCAUCCGUUACGUGCGCACCUUGCCAGGUGAGCGCUUCUUCGCCACAUCGGCUGUGGUCAUGGCGGAGGUCUUCAAGGUUCUGGCGUGUCUCCUCAUCAUGCUGCUGGAGAGGAGAUUCAACGUGAAGGUUACAGCGGCCGUUCUGGUAGACGCCAUCUUUUUUCAGUACAAGGACACGUUGAAGUUGGCAGGUCUGUCUCUCAUCUACACACUACAGAACAACCUGCAGUACGUCGCCAUCUCCAACCUGCCCGCUGCCACCUUCCAGGUGACCUACCAGCUGAAGAUCCUGACCACGGCGCUGUUCAGCGUGUUGAUGCUGAAGAAGAGUCUGAGCAGAAUCCAGUGGUUGUCUCUGCUUCUGCUUUUUGUGGGUGUUGCCAUUGUGCAGGUGCAGCAGGGUGGAAACGAGGCGGAGCACGCCAAUCAGAACUACGUGUCUGGCCUGGGCGCCGUAGUCAUCAGCUGUAUGUCGUCGGGAUUCGCCGGUGUCUACUUUGAGAAGAUUCUGAAGCGAAGCUCGGCAUCCGUUUGGGUCCGCAACAUACAGCUGGGCAUCUUCGGCAUAGCCCUGGGCAUGCUGGCGCUGUGGUGGAACGACGGCGCCGCCCUGAGCCAGCGCGGCUUCUUAUCGGGCUACACGACCAUGGUGUGGUGCGUCAUCUUCAAUCAGGCAUUCGGGGGCCUCCUGGUGGCUGUGGUCGUCAAGUACGCCGACAACAUCCUCAAAGGCUUCGCCACGUCCUUCUCCAUUAUCAUCUCCACGGUCAUGUCCGUCUACCUCUUCGCCUUCCACGUGGACAUACUCUUCGCCGUGGGGGCAGGGCUAGUCAUAAGUGCCGUCUGCUUGUACAGCCUCCCCAAAGCUCCGCCCAACCACAACUCGUCUUCCCCCGCAAUGGAGGACGGCGCCCAGAGGGAGCCCUUUGAGACCAAGUGUGCCGGGAAGCAGAAAGGAUCUUAAGAAGGAAGAGCGCUUUCUUACGCCCCCUGCUGGUGCCAACACACCCAAUAGCUUAAGUGGGCGGAGACAAGACGGCUCUCUUGACAGUUACCCGGCGACCUGUCAAUCAUGAGAGCUCCGCCCCUCGUAUGUCAACAUUUGAAAUCACGCGGGAGCUUUUAUUACUAAAGUCAUUCAGUGUUUUUUUUACAGUGACUGAUUAUUUUUGUCUAAACAUUUCAACAACUAGUAUUUAUUCAAAUAACUAACGAAGAGGUAGUGCUUCACGUUAUAAAACUACCGCUUAAACUAGUCCACUGCUUACCUUAUAGGACACUAACUUGACUCUGAAGACACCAAAGCUUAUUUUGUAAGUACAUCACUUUAUUUGCUUAUCAGGGCUAGUUGUCAGUCUAAUAAAACAAUAAAAGUGCAUUGUAAUUGCUAGUAUUGACAGUGUUUUGUAAUUGGGAGUUCUCACACUGAUGCUUUUCCACUUCCGGGAGCAGCACGUGACGUCAUUUUUGGUCGUUUGUUGAUGACGUCACACUCCACGCAAAUAGCUUGUACUUUGACGCCCAAUCUGGUCGACAGCCCAGAAAAGGGGAAGUAAUAGCACUUCCUGUAAAUGACUUUCAGUUGGAGAGAGAGAGAGGGAGAGUCGUCGUUGGACUGGACCACAGAGAACAUGGAGGACAGGUCGUCUAAUUUUAUUGUUUGACUUGAAUUUGGUGCUCGUGUGGAAGAGAAGUGAGAGAACGUGUUUUAAACAAGCAAAGAGUCAACAAGUGAAGAAGGAAGGAAGGAAGGAGACUAGGAAGAGAGCCAAAGCUACAUUACGUCACAUAACAUUAGCAUCGGUGACCUGUCAACAACAUGAAUGACACGUAUGCCGUGGUCAACAAGCCCAAACAACACCGCCCACCAGCAGAAAGCCAAGGCGACGCCGGUGUAGCCCCACCUGGAGUGGCGGGAAAUAGCAUCUCCCAUCACUAUGACAACGACUAUCCGCCGCUCUACAGCACCAUCCUGCAGCCGCAGGUCCCACACGCCCGCCCCGUCCAUAAUGCUGGAGCAGCUUCAUCAGUGCCAGAUACACAUUUGUCUCCUGUAAACAACGAUUACGAAGACGUCUCCACUUCGGCGACACAUCUCGAAUUUAAUCAUCGCAUUCAGAAGCCAAAAGGACCCAGAGCACCGCCUAUCGGCUGGACCUGCCUGGAGGGGUGAAACACCGAAUAGACGGGAACACCACAAGACCCAACUGGACUUGUUUGGUACAAAGUCUGGUUAAUUUUGCCGAAACUUUAGAACUUUUAGUUCAAAAUUUUUGUCUUGACAAUGUGACAUGCUUCUUUAACAGCACAAUAAAAGUCCACUAACUGUA